Molecule: messenger RNA, 492 nt
Organism: Fulvia fulva
Lineage: Eukaryota; Fungi; Ascomycota; Dothideomycetes; Mycosphaerellales; Mycosphaerellaceae
Exons: 3
Coding region: 1-492 (163 amino acids)
Source: RefSeq, a predicted model, not a curated record
AUGUUCUGCCUCAGAUCUUGGGUGCUGCUUCUCGUGUGUCUCAUCAACCAAAGCCCUCUGUACAUCUUGCUCUUCCUGUCCGCGAACUAUGUGCUACAGCGGCCCUGCGUGUAUUGCUCUAUCCUCCUCUUCGUCCUCGUCUUCUCCCUCUUCGACUUCAGCGCCGACAUCUUCGAGCCGCGAUGGAAUGAGAACGCUUUCACGACGAUGUCGAAGACCGCGACAUCAGUACUUGGAGGAAAUGCGACCUUCACAGAAGCAGUGCUAGAGACAGCCAGUCUUGCACUCUCGGCAGUCAACGGGACGGGCGGCAGCAUAGCGAGCGCAACGAUCGACGGUCUACGGCAAAGACUCAUGGCUGAGGCUGCUCCAGUCGUCAGUGCGACGGCUUCGAGUACUAUGAACGGAACGAACGGCUUUGUGUGGCUGCGUACUUUGACGGACAAAUUUCAGUUCAGAAUACCGUGCUUGGACGUCGUAGUACGGUUAUGA